This is a messenger RNA of Phanerochaete carnosa HHB-10118-sp, 1159 nucleotides long. RefSeq lists its product as uncharacterized. NCBI's taxonomy places the organism in Eukaryota, Fungi, Basidiomycota, Agaricomycetes, Polyporales, Phanerochaetaceae. The transcript has 10 exons. Gene Ontology annotation, molecular function: oxidoreductase activity. The record is from RefSeq and is a predicted model, not a curated record. The coding region runs from base 44 to 1069 and encodes 341 amino acids.
UGUACGUUCAACAACAAGUGCAGGCAGCCACUAGUCACUAGUCAUGUCUCGCCCUGAGCAGAAAUCCGCGUUAAACAUCGUUAUGGGAUGCAUGACGUUUGGUAGAGAAGGCACUGAGGGAGCUCGAGUCCAUACUGUUGAAGAGGUCGGCAAAAUCUUGGAUGUCUUUCAAGCCCAUGGACACUACGAGCUCGACUCCGCACGGACUUACGCCGGAACCACCAGUGAAGAGAUUGUGGGGGAGGUUGGAUGGCAGAAACGGGGGCUUGUGAUGGAUACUAAGCUCUACCCGAAUGCCUCGACCACGCGCCAGACCCUGCCCAACGCGAGCCGCAUCUCGCACAGCCCAGAAGACCUUCGCAAGUACCUAGACAGCUCGCUCAAGGCCCUCAGGACAGACUCCAUCGACAUGUGGUACCUGCACGGCCCGGACCGCACCAUUCCGUACGAAGUAACCAUGAAGGCUGUCAAUGAACUUCACCGAGAGGGAAAGUUCAAGCGUUUCGGCAUCAGCAACUUCAUGUCCUGGGAAGUCGCCGAAAUUGUGGCUAUCUGCAAGGCGAACAACUACAUCCAGCCGACCGCGUACCAGGGCAUCUAUAAUGCGAUCCAUCGCAAGGUCGAGCCCGAGCUCUUCCCAUGCCUGCGCAAGUAUGGCAUUGCUUUCUACGAGUUCAACCCGCUCGGUGGCGGCUUCUUCACAGGCCGGUACCGCUCGAUCCAAGAUGAGGUCGAGCCUGGUUCGCGCUUUGACCCGAAUAGGGGCCAAGGCAGGAAUUACCGCGGCAGGUACUGGAAUGACACGUACUUCCAGGCGCUCUCUCUCAUCGAAGAGAUCGCGAAGAAGCACAACCUGACGCUCGCUGAGGUUGCCCUUCGCUGGGUUUCGCACCACAGUCUCAUGAAGCGCGAGCACGGAGACGCGAUCAUCAUUGGUGCUUCGAGUCUCAAUCACAUCGAGCAGAACCUCAUCGACCUCGAAAAGGGCUCCCUGCCUGAAGAGGUGCUGAAAGUGCUGGAUCAGGCUUGGGAAGUCGUCAAACCCGUCGCGACGAACUACUUCCACUAAGUCACAUACUCAACUCGCCGCUGUCUUAUCUGAGACGAAUGAGCGAGGCUGUACAAUGUAUAUUCGAGGAUACAAUAACACAACUGAACG